Oncorhynchus gorbuscha (pink salmon) is the source of this 1245-nucleotide messenger RNA. Its product is annotated as loricrin-like. NCBI's taxonomy places the organism in Eukaryota, Metazoa, Chordata, Actinopteri, Salmoniformes, Salmonidae. Bases 1 to 1245 code for a protein of 414 amino acids. The transcript has a single exon. The record is from RefSeq and is a predicted model, not a curated record.
AUGGUACACUGGUCACUGUUGGACCGCAGGUGCCUCAGCGGGUGCAGAUCACAACAUGGUUGCCCAUGUUUUAUUUCAUAUACAUUACAGAGAUACUGGACCCAUUGGGCACUAGUGGAAUCAUUCAGUGGAAGCGGUAGGGGGGGCGAGUCAGGGAGAGCGGUGGUGGGGGCGAGUCAGGGAGAGCGGUGGUGUGGGCGAGUCAGGGAGAGCGGUGGUGGGGGCGAGUCAGGGAGAGCGGUAGGGGGCGAGUCAGGGAGAGCGGUGGUGGGAGUCAGGGAGAGCGGUGGUGGGGGCGAGUCAGGGAGAGCGGUGGUGGGGGCGAGUCAGGAGAGCGGUGGUGGGGGCGAGUCAGGGAGAGCGGUGGUGGGGGCGAGUCAGGAGAGCGGUGGUGGGGGCGAGUCAGGGAGAGCGGUGGUGGGGGCGAGUCAGGGAGAGCGGUGGUGGGGGCGAGUCAGGGAGAGCGGUGGUGGGGGCGAGUCAGGGAGAGCGGUGGUGGGGGCGAGUCAGGGAGAGCGGUGGUGGGGGCGAGUCAGGGGAGCGGUGGUGGGGGCGAGUCAGGGAGAGCGGUGGUGGGGGCGAGUCAGGGAGAGCGGUGGUGGGGGCGAGUCAGGGAGAGCGGUAGGGGGCGAGUCAGGGAGAGCGGUGGUGGGGGCGAGUCAGGGAGAGCGGUGGUGGGGGCGAGUCAGGGAGAGCGGUGGUGGGGGCGAGUCAGGGAGAGCGGUGGUGGGGGCGAGUCAGGGAGAGCGGUGGUGGGGGCGAGUCAGGGAGAGCGGUAGGGGGCGAGUCAGGGAGAGCGGUGGUGGGGGCAGUCAGGAGAGCGGUGGUGGGGGCGAGUCAGGGAGAGCGGUGGUGGGGGGGGCGGUAGUCAGGGAGAGCGGUGGUGGGGGCGAGUCAGGGAGAGCGGUGGGGGGCGAGUCAGGGAGAGCGGUGGUGGGGGCGAGUCAGGGAGAGCGGUGGUGGGGGCGAGUCAGGGAGAGCGGUGGUGGGGGCGAGUCAGGGAGAGCGGUGGUGGGGGGCGAGUCAGGGAGAGCGGUAGGGGGCGAGUCAGGGAGAGCGGUGGUGGGGGCGAGUCAGGGAGAGCGGUGGUGGGGGCGAGUCAGGGAGAGCGGUGGUGGGGGCGAGUCAGGGAGAGCGGUGGUGGGGGCGAGUCAGGGAGAGCGGUGGUGGGGGCGAGUCAGGGAGAGCGGUGGUGGGGGCGAGUCAGGGAGAGCGGUGGUGGGGGCGAGUCAGGGAGAGCGGUAG